Messenger RNA from Branchiostoma floridae (Florida lancelet), 2215 nucleotides. RefSeq lists its product as uncharacterized. Gene Ontology annotation, cellular component: catalytic step 2 spliceosome. The transcript has 8 exons. Gene Ontology annotation, molecular function: RNA binding; protein binding. The coding region runs from base 176 to 1195 and encodes 339 amino acids. NCBI's taxonomy places the organism in Eukaryota, Metazoa, Chordata, Leptocardii, Amphioxiformes, Branchiostomatidae. The record is from RefSeq and is a predicted model, not a curated record.
GCGCAGAAGUACAUAUUUUGGAGGCGGGAAAAUCGAACCUUUGCAGACGACGUUUUCUUUCCGUAUCGGCGAAAAGUCUACAAACAAGGACGUUUAUCCGGAAAGAACUUUUUAAUUCUCCAAGUUGAUGCAAGCGCAAGUAUUGUGUAGUAGAGAGUCUUAAAUUGUGAAGAAUAUGGCCCUGGUGCAGCGUAUUUCCUUAUCGGAGGCAUUGGCCAGCGUCAAGCCCAACAGCGAGAUUUGGAGCUGUUCCUACAACCCACAGGAUGAUAACUUCAUAGCGGUGACCACCAGUACGGAAAACAAACUGCGCAUCUGCAAAGAGAACUCACAGAGUUUUCCCCACACCUUUGACCUAGGAGGUGCUGGUACCUGUACAGACUUCUCCAGGGAUGGAAGCAGAGUCGUUGCAGGCUCCACCUCCUCUGACAUUCUCCUGGUCACAAACAUCAAUGCAGAGACCCCAGAGCCAGUCCACCUACAUGGCCAUACUAGCACUAUCCGUAAUGUCCAUUUCCACCCCACUAACUCCCUGCUGCUGUCCUCGGGCUGGAGCGAUGGCAUCCGUGUGUGGGACGUCAACACACAGCAGAUGACCAGGCAGGAGCUGCUCAAGGAACACUUUGGAGAGGAAACCAUCUACAAGACCAGCAUGUCUGAGGAUGGAAAGCUGCUGACAGUGUGCUGUUCUGAUGGUGUUGCAUAUGUAUUGGAGACAAACAACUUGAAGUUGGUGCGUAUGCUGAAAUGGUCCAGCCCCACAGAUGUGCAGGAUGCCUCCAUGCGUAGGACAGCUAACAGAGACAUCCAGAUUGCUACAGCCUCACAUGAUGGAACCGUUAAGGUGUGGGAGCUAGGUACAGGGAAAGUCCUGCACAUGUUCACUGUAGGCUAUGAGGCCUCCCGUGUGCUGUACACCCCUGAUGGCUCCAGGCUGUGUGUAGGUGGGAAGUCAGAACAUAUCCUGAUCUAUAAUGUGGAGGAGAACCCCAUCAGGUCAGCAUGGAAGCUAGCAGACCCCUGUGGGUUUGCUGCCAUCAAGUGUAUGGACUUCUCCAGGAUGUCAGGCUCCAGGAGAAUGGUGACCGGUCAUGCAGACUCAACCCUACGUGUCUGGAACUUGUAUGGCAUUGUCCAGGACAACUCCUUGAGUGAAUUUGCCUCUGUGAUGGGUGACUACACAAGCCGGCAUUGAAUUCAGUAAUUGUUGUCUUCUUAAUAGUUGAGUUCAGUUCUGUUGCCCUAGCUAAUCCUUGUAUGGGUAAUGUAUCAUUUCAAGGCCAAUUUAUUUAGGUUCUAUAGUAUACUAUUGGCUAUGUCGUAUGUUUAUAACUUCCUGUUACCAGUCAAAGGGGAUACACAUCACGUAAACUGCACUUUCAGUUUGGUGUUUUUGUUUUCAAUAAUGCUGGUUUUGUGCAAUAUUGCACAUUCGGUACAUGUACAAACACAAUAUGUAAGUGGGUAUGCGUUGAUUUUUCAUAAAUUUUUCUAGCUUGUAGUAUUCCUCGAGCGAAACUAUUUAUGGGGCUUAUGAGUCAUUGGUCUGUGUGUAAAUAAAUGGUCAUUAACAAGAAGUCCAUCCUUGCUUCUCCUGAACAUCAUAGCAAAGGCACUUUAAAGUAUGUUUUGCAAUCCUUAAUAAAGCUCCAUCCUAUAGAGAGUAAAAUAAGCCCUUUUUCUUCAAGAAUUUAUUGCCAACAAUCAGUAAAUCAGCGCAAAUCUGGCAAAACUGGAAGAACAAUCCGUACUUAAAAUCCUAUUGUUCCUAAAAAGUUAAUACAGUUUGGUAUUUUACACUAGUUUUGUACAGCUAUAGACAUGUUUGUUCCAGAACUGUUCAGUAGAAAAAUUUGCUUGUAUACAUGGUCCUACAAAUUGCUUGUCUUUGCUCCUUAUCAUCUGAUUUCCUCACUAUCACUUUCUAAUCCUCUGCUAUGCUGGUUCAGAACUAGUUCAUGGAAUCUGUUUGGCUCAAUGUGAGCACUGGAUAAGUCCCGAUAUGAUACAUUCUCUCACUGCACGCUAGCUAGGCAACACCAAUCCAAUGACCUGUUUCUUACACGUAGAUGUCUAAAGGGAGAAAAUGCAGCAAUAUGCCUAAAUGACAAGGUACUGAUAAAUGGCCUCAUGACAAAAGUGUAAAGUUAAAAGUUAUGAUGCUUAAGUGUCAGGGAAAGAAACAGUGAGCUAAACAGGGAGACAAAGAAGUGAA